CCAGUUGUUAUAUGAGCAGCAGCACUGGAUUGUGCAACAGAACCAGCAACUCUAAAUGCUGAACUCCUCCUCCUCGUCAUCAUCAUCGCCGUCGUCUCACAGAGCGCAUCUGCUGCAGAGCGUUAUGAGUUUACACGGAUACACUGAAACUUAGCUUUUCCUCACUGCUCACGGAGUAUCCUUCAGACAUAAAUGAAGGAUAACUGAGUCAAAGACAACCUCGUUAUAACAGUCGCUUUGUCGCCGUUUCCUUUAACCGUGUGCACAAUGGGAUUGCGCGUGUUUGGCACAACGCUUUACGCAUACUCCUGGGUCUAUUUAUUUGUUUUCACCCUGCAGGCUGCUCAGUCUCAAAGGAAUCCGGGAACACAGCAAGGGAAUGACCAAAGAGGGGCCCUCCGGCAGACGCUACAGUGGUCACACAACGGCAAGAUAUUUAGCAUUCUAAGCCAAGGGUCUGAGUAUCAGCCGGCCAGACGCAGGGGCGCAACGCAGGAGCGAGUGCAGGAGCGACCUGUCACAAUCAUCCGGGAUGCGGACACCCAGAGACAACCGGUGGCCCAGCAGCAGCCUCCCCGGCCGGCCUCCAACCCGCAGGGCCAGCGCAGCCUCCCGCUGCCGAUCCAGAGGCUCGUGAGAGGCCAGGAACACCGCCAGCAUCACCAAGCGCGUCCCGGUGAGCGCACAGGGACGCAGAGGAGCCGGAGAGUAAAUGAUACCCAAGAGCAGGUCGAUGUCAGGAGAGAAGACAUGAUGGUGGGAGACGAUCCAUACGAUCCCUACAAGUCCAUUGACACCGAUAAUCCAUAUUACAAUUACUAUGACGUUUACGAGAGACCAAGGGAGAGAGCGAGACCCGGAUAUGGCACAAGGUAUCAUCAGUACGGUCUCCCUGAUCUGGUUCCUGACCCAUACUACAUCCAAGCCUCGGCCUACGUCCAGAGAGUCCCGAUGUACAACCUGAGAUGUGCGGCUGAAGAAAAUUGUUUGUCAAGUUCCGCCUAUAGAGCACGAGACUACGAUAGCCGCAUGCUGCUGAGGUUUCCUCAGAAAGUCAAGAACCAGGGCACCGCAGACUUCCUCCCCAACAGGCCACGUUACUCCUGGGAGUGGCACAGCUGUCACCAGCACUACCACAGCAUGGAUGAGUUCAGCCACUACGAUCUGCUGGAUGCCACCACUCAGCGGUCAGUGGCAGAAGGCCACAAGGCCAGCUUCUGCUUGGAGGACACUUCCUGUGACUAUGGAUACUACAGGCGAUAUGCCUGCACCUCACAUACUCAGGGCCUGAGCCCGGGAUGUUAUGAUACCUACAACGCAGACAUCGACUGCCAGUGGAUUGACAUCACAGAUGUGAAACCUGGCAACUAUGUCCUGAAGAUCAGUGUAAAUCCUUACUACCAGGUUCCAGAAUCGGACUACAGCAACAAUAUUGUGCGCUGUGAUGUUCGCUACACGGGCAACUAUGCCUACGUGUCAGGUUGUCACAUGUCAACAUAUUAAAGAACGACAGUCAUCCACAGCAGCUCAGCGGACACACUGUGUAAAUGACAAAGAAGAGGACUGCACAUGAAAGCAUAUAAAGCAACAUAGA
Haplochromis burtoni (Burton's mouthbrooder) is the source of this 1594-nucleotide messenger RNA. RefSeq names its product lysyl oxidase a (gene loxa). The transcript is spliced from 7 exons. Gene Ontology annotation, biological process: peptidyl-lysine oxidation. The record is from RefSeq and is a predicted model, not a curated record. Gene Ontology annotation, molecular function: protein-lysine 6-oxidase activity; copper ion binding. NCBI's taxonomy places the organism in Eukaryota, Metazoa, Chordata, Actinopteri, Cichliformes, Cichlidae. The coding region runs from base 268 to 1503 and encodes 411 amino acids.